This is a messenger RNA of Archocentrus centrarchus (flier cichlid), 1241 nucleotides long. RefSeq names its product transcription elongation factor A (SII) N-terminal and central domain containing 2 (gene tceanc2). Gene Ontology annotation, cellular component: nucleus. Gene Ontology annotation, biological process: DNA-templated transcription. The transcript has 4 exons. Lineage: Eukaryota; Metazoa; Chordata; Actinopteri; Cichliformes; Cichlidae. The record is from RefSeq and is a predicted model, not a curated record. Bases 311 to 934 code for a protein of 207 amino acids.
CUAUUGUUUUUUUUAACAUAGCCAUCCAGCUGCUGCUAGUUCCACGAAAGAUUAUUUAUCAUAGUUGCCGCUAUAUAGGCAACCAUUCGUUUGUAGAGCACAGAGGAAUUACAUAAUUUACACAAGCAAAGCUUUGUUAGUUGAAUUUCGAGUGCUAGCUAGAGUUAGGCAACGUAUAACAGCAAGGAGGCAUUAGCAGUGGUUACUUCCUACCACGUCGGAAACCGGUUUCUCUUUAUUUAAACUGUUUUAUCACCAAAUAGUGAAAUUCAUGAUUUCUACAAAGUAGCUUCCUGACUUGUCUUUGAAUAUGGACAAGUUUGUAGUGCGGCUUCCUAAGGGAGACACACCUAAAAAAUCGAAGACAGACGAAAAGGUUUAUAGACAGACUACAAUCGAAUCUCUACGGAGAGUGGUUGUUAUUGAGGACAUCAUGCGCUACAAGUCAAUGCUGGAGCUGCCUGAACAGAAUAAAGACAAUCUGCUGACUGCCCUGAAAGAGCUGAGUAAGAAGGUCCCAUCAAAGGAGGUGCUCAAGUCCACGAAAAUAGGUCACACUGUCAACAAAAUGCGAAAGCAUCUGGAUCCUGAAGUAAGUUCAGUGGCGGCAAAGGUUUACACGGACUGGAGGACAUUCAUCGAGGAGAAUUCCAAUAAGCCUUCUAUUGAAGUGCGCUCGGACAAACAGUCUGAAGGACUCAGGAGCAACGCUAGAAGGCUCAUGUCUGAAGCACUGGAGGUCAAGGAAGAUUCUGGUCUCAUAGACAACAUUGAGAGGGAAGUGUUUCACCAGAGCUCCCGGCUGGUCAGCACUUCAUACAGACGGACUGUUAGAGCGCUUGUGUUUGCAUUCAAACACAACCCUGAGGUCAGAACUCAGGUGAAGAAUAGCACAAUACCUGUUAACGAGUUGGUCUCUAAAUACAAAAAAUAACUGAAUAAUAAAGUAGACAGAGCCAACUGUGUAUGGGAAAAACUGCAUGCAAUUUGAGAAGGGUUUUAUGCACGCACAUUUUAUUUUAUAUUAUUUUCUUGAUUUUCUGCAAAGGAGAUAAAAAAUCUUUAGUGGCACAUCAGAAGCCUUACAUUGUUUGUAACUGCACAUAAAUCAUUGUGAAGAAUACUGGUGGUGAUGAUAAUCAUGCUAUUUUUUUGUAAUGUAACAAUGUAAGCAUUUUUUUGUCAACAGGUGCACUGUUUUUUUUAUCAUGUAAAUGAAAAAUUUUUAUACAAAACAUGAG